Molecule: messenger RNA, 1721 nt
Organism: Limanda limanda (common dab)
Lineage: Eukaryota; Metazoa; Chordata; Actinopteri; Pleuronectiformes; Pleuronectidae
Product: protein phosphatase 1L-like
Biological process (GO): protein dephosphorylation
Molecular function (GO): protein serine/threonine phosphatase activity; cation binding
Source: RefSeq, a predicted model, not a curated record
GGUGUGUUAGCAGAGACUGUCGGGCUCGUGUUGAUGCGGAGAGACCGAGCCGAGACGGAUCCGACCGAGAGGAGACACGGGGUCAUCGGCGGAAAGGGAGGACACCAGCGAGCCGCAGCGUCCACAGUCGCCUUCCCCCCGGUGGCCCUCGCGUCUCUGUUCCAGGUGGGUCCUACCCGGAGUGUCCCCAUCCUACAAUGGGCCGGGGGAGAGCGGCUCAACCCGGGGAAUGUGCAGAGGGCCGCGGAUAGGACCGAUCGCACCGAGUCCAUGAGGCCCCGGUGUCUGACAGCCAGCCGCGCACUGUGCGUAAAAGUCCCGGGAGCAGACAGGACGGGCCUCCGCGGAGCUGCGCUGUAAAUGUUGAGAUCCAGCCCCGGUCGGGCAUCGUGGUAGUGAUUUGAAUUCUUCACGAUCCCGCCGGGCGGAUGGAGUGAAUUGUGCCAAAAGGGAGAGAGGGACAGAGGGACAGUUCGGCUGCGUGUGAUGAUAGGAGACACAAUGACGCUCUUGUCUCUUCUGGGUCGGAUCAUGCGCUAUUUCCUCCUCAGGCCUGAGACGCUGUUCCUGCUCUGCAUCAGUCUGGCGCUGUGGAGCUACUUCUUCCACACGGACGAGGUGAAGACCAUCGUCAAGUCCAGCCGGGAUGCCGUGAAGAUGGUGAAGGGGAAAGUGGCGGAGAUGAUGCAGAACGACCGGCUUGGAGGCCUCAGCAUCCUGGACGCCGAGUUCUCCAAGACCUGGGACUUCAAGAACAACAACGUGGCCGUGUACUCCAUCCAGGGCCGCAGGGACCACAUGGAGGACAGGUUCGAGGUGCUCACCGACAUCGCCAACAAGAGCCACCCGUCGAUCUUCGGGAUUUUUGACGGCCACGGUGGAGAGGCUGCAGCUGACUAUGUGAAGGCCCACCUGCCCGACUCCCUGAAGCAGCAGCUGCAGGCCUUCGAGAAGGAGAGGAGGGACAGCGCCGCGACUUACGGCAGCAUCCUGGAGCAACGCAUCCUGUCCGUGGAUCGGGAGAUUCUGGACAAGCUCUCUGUCAACCACGACGAAGCAGGAACAACGUGUCUGGUGGCGCUGCUGUCGGACAGGGAACUCACGGUGGCCAACGUUGGAGACUCUCGCGGCGUGCUGUGCGACAAAGACGGGAACGCUGUUGCACUUUCACAUGAUCACAAACCCUAUCAGCUCAAAGAACGCAAGAGGAUCAAGAGGGCAGGAGGUUUCAUCAGUUUCAACGGCUCCUGGAGAGUGCAGGGAAUCCUGGCGAUGUCCCGCUCUCUCGGGGACUACCCACUGAAAAACCUCAACGUGGUCAUCCCCGACCCGGACGUCAUGACCUUUGACCUGGACAAACUGCAGCCGGAGUUCAUGAUCCUGGCCUCCGACGGCCUGUGGGACGCCUUCAGCAACGAGGAGGCCGUCCGGUUCGUCCGCGAGCGCCUGGACGAGCCUCACUUCGGCGCCAAGAGCAUCGUCCUUCAGUCCUUCUACCGCGGCUGCCCCAACAUUACCGUCAUGGUGGUGAAAUUCAAGAGUGGAGCCGGCAAGAGCAGCAAGAAGGGGCAGUAGGUUGAGUCUAGAGCUCACGUUGCAAUCAGUGUUUUCUGUUACUUUUUUUUUUUCCCUCUCAUCUUUGGAGCAGCAACAUCAGAAGAAGACACUGAGGACUGGACUUUUAUCAAGUGCACACACACACACACACACACACACACACA